GAAAUUCAAAAACCACACACUUGAUGUUAGCUUAGCUACAAUCUACCCAUGAUACAUUAUAUUCACCACAUCCUCGCCGUUGAUUUCUGCACCCCUAAUCCAUCCGUCAAUAUUUUCCUGAUGCUGUCAUCUUCCCCUUCCUUGGAAUACGACGUCAUUUCCAUGGAUUUACCGGAAGAAUGCUGGGAAUUGAUCCUCAAUUCCUUGGGCGAUGAGCGCCACUUCGAACCCAUCUCUUUAGUCUCCCGCAAGUUGCUUUCCAUCACCAAUAAUCUACGCCGUAACCUCGUUUUCACUCAACAAGCUCUCCAUAAGACUUUCAAUCUGCUUCCCCGCUUCCCAAAUCUCAAAAAGCUCGAUUUUUCUCAAGUAGCGUUGGAUGUGGAUGCCUUUCUUUGCUCAGUUUCAGAAUGUGAGAUGGAUCUUGUUUCGCUUAAUAUUUCAAACCAGAAGGAAUUUCCCAUAACCGGUCUUCGAGAAUUGGUGUCAAAAAAUAAGAAUUUAAGAGAAUUGAUUUGUUCAAAAAUUGGAUUAAAAGAUGAAGAUGUGAUUGCAAUAGCCGAGUCUUGUCCGGCUAUUGAAGUACUUGACAUCAGUUAUCCUGACUAUAAUGGUGAUGAUUUUCCAGAUGGGUCUCCGGAUUUGAGGUUUUGUUCAGGUUUUGUAACUGAUGCUGGGAUUCAUGCUAUGGCGGUGAAGCUCGAGAGACUAUUAAAGAUUGAUGUUUCGGGUAAUUUUUUUCUUACUGAUAAGUCUCUCGCUUCGAUCAGUUCGAAAUGUCCUUUGUUGAAAGAACUUGUGGUUAAUGACUGUGAUUUCAUAACUCAAACCGGUAUUGGUUUACUGAUGGGUUCUAGUCAACAUUUGAGUUCAAUUUCAAUGAAUGGAAUUGGAAUUCCUUCAAUUCAUCAAAAUUUUACGGAUAAAUUUGGCGAAGCAAGAAAUUUAUGUGAAGUUGAUCUUUCGAAUUCGUUUUUAUCUGAUGAAUUCCUUUGUUCGAUGGCAGAAGCUUCUCUUAAGUUAAAGAAAGUUAGUCUUUCACAUUGUCGUUACUAUACAUUUGCUGGAAUCUCGGUUUUGUUGCAAAAGUACCAGUCCCCUGAAAAUUUGAACCUUGAAGCUGCAGAUUUUCUUAGUGAUGAGUCUAUGAUUGAGUUAUCUAAAUUUCUCCAGAGUUUAACCUCCAUAAAGCUUUGCUACUGUUCAAUGCUCACCAAUGCAACAUUCUUUACACUAAUAAGAGACUGUCCCCUGUUGAGUGAAAUAAAAAUGGAAUAUACAAAUCUGGGAAUAGAGGAAUUUCCAAUGGAUUCAAAAAUAAACCCUCGAGUCAAGAGUUUGUAUUUGGCUAGGAAUGGCAAUUUGAGCUCUGAAUUUCUGAAAAAGGUUGCAUUACUUUGUCCUAGUUUACAAGUUCUUGAUGUGACCAGCUGUUUGGGAAUUUCAGAAGAAGGAAUUGGUGAAAUUUUGAGGAAUUGCAGUCAGGUUAGACAUUUGGAGAUUAAUGUGUGUCGACAGUUGAAUAAUCUUGGUAUAGGUUUUGAUCUGCCAAAGUUGGAGGUUUUGCGAGCAUCUGGAUCUGGAUUGAAUGAAGAUGCACUGAUAAUGAUUGCAAAUCAUUGUUGCCGACUAUUGUAUUUGAAUUUGGAGAAAUGCUUUAAUGUUACCACCAGUGGGUUGGUGAAAGCGGUGGAAAAUUGCAUCUCAUUGAGGGAGAUCAAUUUGAAGUGGUGUAAUGUGAAUGAUGGUAUUGUGGCUUGGAUGGUGUUCACAAGGCCAUCGCUGAGGAAAAUUAUCCCGCCUGGUGGUUUUGCUCCUUCUAAUAACCAGAGGAGCUAUUUCUUCAACCAUGGAUGCCUGGUUUGUGAUGGCUAGGUGAGAGUAAAAGCUACUUGCUUUCUUUUGGUUAGGUCUUUACAAAGUUGUUUUGCAAGUGUACAGGUAUGUGAUGAUGGGCACUCCAUUACCAUUGUAGGCUGGAGUUCUUGUCUUUAUGUAUUUCUUCUUUCUUAUUAUUGUAUUAUUCUGUGUAUUUAGUGUGAUUACAUGUUGAACAAAAUGUCAAAAUUUCAGAAGCUUGUUUUACCA
Messenger RNA from Mangifera indica (mango), 2088 nucleotides. Its product is annotated as F-box/LRR-repeat protein 4. NCBI's taxonomy places the organism in Eukaryota, Viridiplantae, Streptophyta, Magnoliopsida, Sapindales, Anacardiaceae. The transcript has a single exon. Gene Ontology annotation, cellular component: SCF ubiquitin ligase complex. Gene Ontology annotation, biological process: SCF-dependent proteasomal ubiquitin-dependent protein catabolic process. The coding region runs from base 49 to 1875 and encodes 608 amino acids. The record is from RefSeq and is a predicted model, not a curated record.